Molecule: messenger RNA, 3998 nt
Organism: Danaus plexippus (monarch butterfly)
Lineage: Eukaryota; Metazoa; Arthropoda; Insecta; Lepidoptera; Nymphalidae
Gene: alpha-Man-Ia
Product: mannosyl-oligosaccharide alpha-1,2-mannosidase IA
Exons: 10
Coding region: 117-2120 (667 amino acids)
Biological process (GO): N-glycan processing; carbohydrate metabolic process
Cellular component (GO): Golgi membrane; endoplasmic reticulum
Molecular function (GO): calcium ion binding; mannosyl-oligosaccharide 1,2-alpha-mannosidase activity
Source: RefSeq, a predicted model, not a curated record
ACUGGCAUUUGGCGAAUCUGAAUUUAGUUCUUUAAUGGCGACCGCAGAUGACGGGUCGUCAACUAAAAAUUGACUUUAGUUAUAUAGAACAUUAGUCGAAAUCGUGUUUAGUAAAUAUGACGGGAAUUUUGCCAAACUACCAACGCUUUGUUAAUGGAGUACCCGUGCCGUCCAUAUCUCGACGUUCUUUUCGUCUUCGUGAAAAAUAUUUGAUUAUAUCUGUACUUUUCACAUUUGGAAUUGUGUGGCUAGGCGCACUGUUUUAUUUGCCAGAGUUUAAAACUUCUACGAGUGUAAACGAUAGUGUUUAUAAUGUAUACAAACGCAUACAGAAGGCAGGCCCUGAGCUCCUUAUGCCUCCACCGCUCGCUCAGAAUGAAGUCGGUGAUUUUCCUGUAAUUGGUAUUGCUCGUCACGGUGAAGAAGGAGAUGAUCCUCAUAUAGUUGAAGACAGGAAUCGGCUUCGCGCUAAAAUUGAUGAGGACAUGGGUAUGAAAGUGUUGGAGAGACCUCAGUUCGAUGUUGCACCUUCAGCUUCCUCUUCGAAAGGUCCAAGUAAGCCUCCAGUGGAUGCUAUUGAAGAGCCAGUACUCAGUAAUAAUGCAAACAAAGAUCUCAUAUCUGACAACCUGCAGUCUCAUAGCCUGGUUAAGACAUAUCAAGUGCCGCCUCUAGAUGCAAACACAGACCCUGAUGUUCGUCACAAACGGGACACAGUGAAAGAGAUGAUGCGUCACGCCUGGAACAACUAUAAGUUAUACGCGUGGGGUAAGAACGAGCUGAAGCCGAUGACAAAACGAGCUCAUCUGACCAGUGUAUUCGGAGGUGGUGAUCUAGGAGCCACCAUCGUCGAUGGUAUGGACACGCUGUACGUCAUGGGACUGAUAGAUGAGUUCAGGGAAGGUAGAGACUGGAUAGCAGAACAUUUCCACAUCAAUGAAAUUGACUCGGAUCUGUCGGUGUUCGAGACCACAAUCAGGUUCGUGGGUGGUCUCCUGUCCUGCUACGCCCUGACAGGAGACGCCGUGUUCCGUGAUAAGGCUGCCGAGGUAGCCGACGCCCUACUGCCGGCCUUCGAGACACCCACUGGAUUACCUUACGCCCUCAUAAACCCAUCAAAUAAGGCCAAUCGUCAGUAUCACUGGGCUGGCGCUAACAGUAUACUGUCUGAAGUCGGGACUCUUCAUCUAGAAUUCACAUACCUGAGCGAUGUCACCGGCAAAGACGUGUACAGACAGAAGGUCGAUCGUAUUCGCGAUGUUCUUCACAACAUCCAGAAGCCAGAAGGUCUCUAUCCCAAUUACAUCAAUCCCAGGAACGGACAGUGGGGGCAGAAGCACACAUCUCUGGGAGCGCUAGGCGACUCCUUCUACGAGUAUCUGCUGAAGGCCUGGAUUCUAUCAGACAACGAGGACGUCCAGGCCCGCGAGAUGUUCGACGAGGCGAUGCAGGCAGCUCUCGAUAAGAUGCUUAGGACUUCGCCCUCAGGGCUCGCCUACCUCGCGGAGGUCAAGUACGGCAGGAUAUUUGAAGAGAAGAUGGACCACUUGUCGUGUUUCGCAGGUGGUAUGUUCGCCCUCGCUUCAACAACAAUGUCCAACUCUCUGUCGGAGCGGUACAUGGACGUGGCCCGCAAAUUGACUCACACCUGUCACGAGAGCUACGACCGCUCGGAAACAAAACUCGGACCGGAGGCUUUCAGGUUCUCUGGCGCUGUCGAGGCUCGCGCUAUGAAGAGUAACGAGAAGAUGUACCUCCUGCGGCCGGAGACGUUCGAGAGCUACUUCAUCAUGUGGAGACUCACCAAGGAACAGAAAUAUAGAGAUUGGGGCUGGGAGGCUGUUCAGGCUCUCGAGAAGCACUGUCGAGUGGAGGGAGGGUACACGGGUCUGCUGAACGUGUACCACGCCUCGCCUCAGGGCGACGACGUGCAACAGAGCUUCUUCCUUGCGGAGACGCUUAAGUAUCUGUACCUGCUGUUCUCCGAGGACUCCUUGCUGCCAUUAAACGAAUGGGUUUUCAACACCGAGGCCCACCCUCUGCCCAUCAAGAACAGGAAUCCGCUGUACCGAGCCGCCGACAAGACCGCUCACAUUGUGAACGAGAGCAAUCAAAUUUAAAAAAUACGCCAUUUAUAUUACUUUGGGCGCGAUCUCUUUUAAUACUGUGACUUCAAUGAACGAAUCUUGAACAUUUUGAAUCCAAAUUAUGUUUUAUCUGUCCCUGGUCUUGGACGGAUACGAAAUAUCAUAAUCUAUUCUAAUAUUUUAUUAUCUUAUUUUUUAUUUUUUUGUUAUUCCUUCAUUUUAUUUUCUGACGACGAUCUUUAUAUUGUAUGGUAAUAGUAAAUUUUUUACGGUUUCCUUCUUGGUCUCUGUUAGUCUUAAACUUUGUACAUAUUUAAUAAUGUUAUAAUUAAUAAUCUCUCAAUCAACAGCUGUUCGUAUGUAUUGUAUUGUAGUGAGCUGCGAAGCGUAUAACGUGUGGUCAAAGAUCAUAUAGAAAUUUGAAAUUUUGAUCGCUCCGUUACUGUCCCCCGAUCACGUCAAAGGCCGAGGCCACUCGGUGCGAUGGAUCUAAAUUUCAAAUUUCCCACAAGCUCCGAGUCCGAAGGCAUAUCUCCAAAUUACUAAUACAAAUUUUAUAAUCCCACUGCAAGUGUAGCGGCGUGUGGUGUAUGUUAAGCGUAGAUGUGGACCCGCCGGUGACACUGGUGGCUGUUCAAUGAAUGUAGGAAAAUGUUUUAAAGUGUCUAAUAGUACUACGGUAAUGUUUCUGUUCCCGCCAACCUUCUGAGGCAGUCGAUUAAACGAACCGAGAGCGUUGUCUAUGCUUUUGAUUUCAUUAUAUUUUAUUUGUUAUUCACUGAUUCUCGCCACAUCUCUCCUGGAACGCCCUCGGACGGUCAGUUCUUGUGAUGUAUUUACUCCAACCGUAUUCCGCUUACUCGACUGUUAUCGCAGGAUUGUGUUACAUACUUAUAUUAAUAAUUUGAGAUAUUUUUUUUCAUCCGACGGCCUAUAUAGCGUUUAAAUGAAUAAGAAAUUUAAAUAAUCCUCAUAAAUACAACGUAACGUUGGCACCUGUUAAAAUAGCAUUUUUAUUUAUUAUUGUAAUAUACAAUGAGGACGUUAAUAGACAAUGUUUAGACAAAAACCGUAGAUAAAUUUGUGUACAUGAUGUAUAUAGUCUUAGAUAGAGAUAGCGUAGAGUCGUGUAGCGCGUGUCGAGGUGUGUGUGUGUCGGUCUCUGUAUAAUAACUACUGCCAGUUUUUUUUAUUGUCUGUUGUAAUAUAAUAUAUGUUUAUUAGAUGUAAUUUUAAAAGUUUUGAGCGUUUCCGUUGGCUGCAAUCGAAAUUAUAAAUGUUGUUUGUAAAGCGUUCUUUUCUUACUGAACAGAGGCGAGCCCAUCUCGCAUUAAUAUAAAUGUACAAUACUUAAUGUUUUCUUAGAUGUAUAGUGACUUAAAUUGCAUUAUGUUUAGUUUAAUGUAUGUUGAUGUGUUUGUAUGUUACAGCGAUGGUGAUUAAUUUAAAUAAUAAUAAUUAUUAUUAAUGAAAUAUAAAAUUUUGAUGUAAUAUUUUCAGAUAAAUUCAGCAAAUAACUUCCAAUUUCUACUUUUCUAAGAUUUGUCUUAAUAAUAUGUUUAUUUUUCUAUGCUUCAUUGAUUGUUACUUCAAAAAUCACUAUGAUUCUUUUCGUUGACACUGAUCGUGUAGUAAUCAUUCAGAUCCGGUAAUUUAUUAUUUGUCGUUUUUAAUUUAAUUUAUCCAAUAUUUGCUGUGUAGCCUUGUCAAGCUAUCUCGACUACUGCUCAAACUAAACGGAAGUGGUCUCUGUAGGGCGGAUGAUGUUACAAUGUUAUUGCCACAUUUUUAAAAUCCUAAAAACGUAAUAGUGUUCUAACAUCGUCCAAAGCUUGUUAUCCUGAGUAUGAAGUAAUUGUAUUUAACAAACCGAUGUAAAUUUCAGUUAUUAAUAAAACAAUGUUUACAUAA